Messenger RNA from Microthlaspi erraticum, 1026 nucleotides. The record is from the annotation of a GenBank genome assembly. NCBI's taxonomy places the organism in Eukaryota, Viridiplantae, Streptophyta, Magnoliopsida, Brassicales, Brassicaceae.
AUGGCUGGAUUGUUCUAUCUAGGUGGGAGAGAUAACAGCAAACAAGAUCAUCAUCAUCAAGACAAGGAUCAUAAUGAAGACAAGAGCAAUAACUAUCUUUAUCUAUACAAAGACGAGAUCUACAACAACAACAAGGGUUUUGAGAUUUGGCCACCUCAAUAUUUUCAACAGCAGCAACAACAACAAAAUCCUGUGGCUCCUCCAACAAAUCUCUACUCCUUUGGUAUGGUCCCAAGUGGUGGAAGCAAUAACAACAACCGGAGUAGUAAUCGGGGUCUGUACUUCAACGUCGUCUCCGAUCAUGAGCCGGUGAGAUCCUCUACGGGAGGGUUUACGGUAACGAGGCAAGGAAACAUGAACUGCCAAGACUGUGGGAAUCAAGCCAAGAAAGAUUGUCCUCAUAUGAGAUGCCGUACUUGUUGUAAGAGCCGAGGGUUUGAUUGCCAAACCCACGUGAAGAGCACGUGGGUCCCGGCUGCUAGACGCCGUGAGAGACAGGCUCAGCUAGCUACUGUGCCAGCUAAGCGGAUAAGAGAGGCUAGCUCAGGCGGUGGUGACGAUGAUGAUAGAGAGGACGAUGCAAAUGGUGGUGGCUCGGCUCUUGCUUGCACCCGUGUGGUUAAUGCUAGCUCUUCAGGGUUAGAGGCAAGCCAAUUACCGCCGGAAAUAAGUUCACCGGCGGUUUUCCGGUGUAUGAGAGUUAGUUCAGUCGACGAUGAAGACGAAGAGUAUGCAUAUCAAACAGCUGUGAGCAUCGGAGGACACGUGUUCAAAGGCAUUCUCUACAACCAAGGUCCAUCAGAUGACCACCACCACCGUUACAGCUCAAGCCUCGCCACGAAUACCUCUCAACACCAGCUUAGCCUCUUGGCCUCCACUGCUUCAGCCGCCACUACAACCGUCGUAGCUGCCGGUAAUACUAAUAACGGAUCGGUUGACCCUUCGUCGCUAUACACGGCGGCGGCGGCUCCGUUCAACGCCUUUGUUGCCGGUGGUACGUCUUUUUUCGCAACACCUAGGUCAUGA